Molecule: messenger RNA, 918 nt
Organism: Myxocyprinus asiaticus (Chinese sucker)
Lineage: Eukaryota; Metazoa; Chordata; Actinopteri; Cypriniformes; Catostomidae
Product: olfactory receptor 51I2-like
Exons: 1
Coding region: 1-918 (305 amino acids)
Biological process (GO): G protein-coupled receptor signaling pathway
Cellular component (GO): membrane
Molecular function (GO): olfactory receptor activity; G protein-coupled receptor activity
Source: RefSeq, a predicted model, not a curated record
AUGGGAAAUGUAACAUAUUUUUACUUCAUGUUGUUUGAAAAUCUUGGGUACAUAAAAUAUGCUCUCUUCAGUUUGGGAUUUAUUCUGUACUGUGCUAUCAUAGUUUUUAAUGCCCUUGUUAUUCUUGCAAUAUAUCUGGAAAGGACAAUGCACCAGCCCAUGUACCUUCUGAUUUCAUGUUUGUCCAUCAACUCUGUGUAUGGCACCGCUGUCUUUUUUCCAAGGGUUUUGGCAGACUUGCUGUCUGAUACACACAUAAUCUCCAUUGAGGCAUGUCUCUUACAGUCUUUUGUCAUUUAUUCAUAUACAGCAAAUGAGGUAAUAAUAUUAAUGCUAAUGGCAUUGGACAGAUUUGUUGCAAUCAGCAAACCUUUACAAUACCAUAGCCUAAUUACUCCCAAGGUUUUAACUGUUUUAUUAGUUAUAAUCUGCAUGUAUUCAAUGAUUACUCUUGGUACAGCUGUUGUUUUUGCUGCCAAUCUGACAAUGUGUGGUAACAAACUGUGGAAGGUAUAUUGCCAUAAUUAUGAAAUUGUCAAGCUUUCUUGUGAAAAAUCUUUUAUUAAUAAUUUUUUGGGCAUGUUUAUAUUGGUGACAGUGGUUUUCAUCCCUUUAAGUUUUAUAUUAUAUUCUUAUAUACAAAUCCUUAUUAUUUGUCAAAAAAGCUCAGCACAGUUUAAGAGCAAAGCUUAUCAAACCUGUAUUCCACACAUAGUGGUCCUUUUAAAUUUCUCAGUUUCCAUUAUAACUGAGGUCAUAUUGAGUCGGGUUGUGAACUUGGAGAUUCCUAUAGGGCUGACGAUUGCCCUUUCACUUGAGUUUCUUAUUGUACCACCCAUCCUCAAUCCUAUUGUUUAUGCUUUAAACAUGCCUGAUAUUCGCAAGAAAAUUCUUCUCCUUAUAAAGGCAUCCAAUUAA